This is a messenger RNA of Nelumbo nucifera (sacred lotus), 555 nucleotides long. The record is from RefSeq and is a predicted model, not a curated record. Lineage: Eukaryota; Viridiplantae; Streptophyta; Magnoliopsida; Proteales; Nelumbonaceae.
AUGAAUUCUUUUCGAUUCGGUAUACAUAGACCUGUGUCUCUAACGGCAAUCCUUUAUUAUGCCGGUCUCUUAUGCCUAGCUUUCCUAUUGACGCCGUUAACGGCCGUCGACGACACACCGACGGCGUAUGAGGUCCUUAAAGACUAUGACUUCCCGGUAGGCCUUCUCCCAAAAGGGGUCCUCGGUUACGAUUUGGAUAAAACCACCGGCAAGUUCUCUGUGAAUUUGAAUGGCACUUGUAGUUUUUCUCUGGAGGGUUCAUACCAACUAAAAUACAGGUCCACCAUUAACGGUUAUAUCUCCCAAGGCAAGCUCACGAAGUUACAGGGUAUAAGUGUGAAGGUCUUCUUCUUUUGGGUUAACAUCGUCGAGGUUACUCGGUACGGCGACGAGCUAGAAUUUUCCGUCGGCAUUGCUUCUGCUAGUUUCCCUGUUGAUAACUUUGAGGAGUGCCUGCAGUGUGGGUGUGGCAUGGAUUGCGUCAAUGCCCAAGUAAAGAGUAUUAGAACCAACCCUUUUGCCAUUUCUUCUUCUUGGGGAAAUAAUUUGUCUUAA